Thunnus maccoyii (southern bluefin tuna) is the source of this 1956-nucleotide messenger RNA. RefSeq names its product F-box protein 25 (gene fbxo25). The record is from RefSeq and is a predicted model, not a curated record. Gene Ontology annotation, cellular component: nucleus; cytoplasm; SCF ubiquitin ligase complex. NCBI's taxonomy places the organism in Eukaryota, Metazoa, Chordata, Actinopteri, Scombriformes, Scombridae. The transcript has 10 exons. The coding region runs from base 165 to 1247 and encodes 360 amino acids. Gene Ontology annotation, biological process: protein ubiquitination. Gene Ontology annotation, molecular function: protein binding.
CUUCCGUCAAUAUUUCCAGCACUGCAGGCUGGGCGACAAGAAACAGAAGCAGAAACGGACGACACAUCAAAGAAGUCGCAACUGCCUGUCAAGCAUCUUGUGAACCCUCCAGGUGUUUGGAGAGGCAGCGACCAUCUCUGCUCACACUCCCACCUCCAGCUAAAAUGCCUUUCUUGGGAAAGGACUGGAGGUCGCCAGGAUGGAGCUGGACAAAGACAGAACAUGGCUGGAAGAGGAUUGUCCUCUAUGGACAUGAGUUGGACGACAACAACAGAGAGAUAGACCUGAAAGAGCUCUGCUGUGACAACAAAGAAAAUCUGUUUGUUGGAGAUGUUUGUGAGCUCACCACCACAAAGAGGAAAAAGGACUUCUACAACAACAAUACCAAAUCUCAGUUUGUUUUCAGGGAUAAAUGGAUCUACGUGCAGAAAGGCAGCACAAAAGAACGACAUGGAUACUGCACACUCGGUGAAGCGCUCAACCGUCUAGACUUUUCCAGUGCCAUUCAGGACUUGAGAAGAUUCAACUAUGUGGCAAAGCUUUUCCAGCUAAUAGCCAGGUCUCAGCUGACGUCUUUGAGUGGAGCAGCCCAGAAAAACUAUUUCAACAUACUGGAGAAGAUUGUACGAAAGGUCGUAGAGGACCAGUACAAUCCGCGCCUUGUCAAGGAGCUGCUGGAGGACCUGAGCUCAACACUCCACAGUCUGACGAUUCAUGUUGGCAAGUGUGUCCUCGUGGGCAACGUCAACAUCUGGUUAUGCCGACUGGAGACCAUUCUCAAAUGGCAGCAGCAGCUCAACAACCUGCAGAUCCCCAAGCAAAUGUGCAAUGGCAAGUCAUUCAGCGACUUGCCACUGCUCAUGCAUAAUAAGAUCCUCUACAACCUAUCCGAUGCCCAUGACAUCAUCAACCUGGGACAGGCCUCACCUACGCUGCACAUCCUCAGUGAGAACAGGACGUUGUGGAAGAAUCUGUGCCACUUUCACUUUGCAGACAAACAGUUCUGUAGGAAUUUGGUCUUAACCAAGAGUGACAACGUGGACUGGAAGCUAAUGUACUUCACCCUACAGAAGCAUUACCCAAUGAAGGAGCAGUACGGCGACACCUUGCACUUCUGCAAACACUGUAGCAUCCUCUUCUGGAAGGUAAACAAGAAGGACUGCGGCCACCCGUGCACAGCCAACGAUCCAGACAGCUGCCUCAUGCCCAUCUCUCCGCAGCACUUUAUCGACCUCUUCAAAUUCUAAACCCUCAAGAGAAGUUUGCCCUCACUCCCAAAACCAAGAGUGUGUACGAGACCUUGAUGUCUUUUACCCAAAUACAAAGGGCUUCAACUUAAAAAAAAAAAGACUUUUUUUAUGUCUUCUUUUCCUUACGCACAAAUGUUUCCAUAAGACAUAGGAAAGAGUCAAUGUAUGUUUCUUGAUUUUGAGAAUGUUGGUGAUAGGUCAAAUAUAAAAGGAACUUUUAUGUUUUUCCUCCUUCUGCACAAAUGUUUGUCUUAUUUUUUCUAUAAGAAAAAAAUAAUAUGUAAAUGUUACAUGAAUUUAUAUGUAAAAGGGGUUGUAGCGUGUUUAUGCUAGGUAAGUGAUGAUAGAACAAAAAUGUGUUUGGUUUUAUAAAGAAAAUGGCAAAAGAUGACCAUUUACAGUUCGUCAGAAUAAACUGAGUCAUGUGUUUAUUGUUUAUUUAAUGGGUUAAAACUGUUCUACUUUUUGGUCUGUUUUGUUACUGUGGUGUUUUUCUGCAAUAACUGAAUGCAUGUCAUGUUUGAGUCUCUGUUUACAAUCUGUAUGUUGUCCUUUGUGAAUACUUGCUGUGCUCUAUGUACAUUGAAGGCACUGACACUAAAAGAAAAUAAUGUAAAUCUACAUUAGGCGUACAAGUUUUUACAAUCUACUUUUGUCAGAACUGUCAAGCGACAAACAGGAAAUGUAAAAGGGGAGAGUGGGGGGG